AUCGCGAGAGUUGCUUUCUUUUCGGCAUGGCCGAGCUCUGCCUCAACGUGUUAGAAUACGUGAAGUAAUAAGUGGAACUACCUCUGGUUUAGUUUGUCAUUUGUAUUCAUUUUAUUUAAAUUAGUAAAAUUACGGAGUUUCGAUACCUACAACAUGCAGCAUGACGAUGUAUUUUGGGAUGUUAUUGGCAACAAGCAGUUUUGCUCAUUUAAAGUAAAAACAAAGACACAGAAUUUCUGUCGGAAUGAAUACAGCCUCACAGGCCAGUGUAACCGCUCAUCCUGUCCACUUGCGAAUAGCCAGUAUGCCACUAUCAAAGAAGAAAAAGGCCAAUGUUUUCUGUACAUGAAGGUUAUAGAAAGAGCUGCCUUUCCCUCUAGACUGUGGGAGAAGGUGAAACUAAGCAAAAACUAUGAAAAGGCAUUGGAACAGAUCGACACAAAUCUUAUAUACUGGCCUCGCUUCAUCAGACACAAGUGCAAACAGCGGUUCACCAAGAUCACACAGUACUUGAUCCGAAUUCGCAAGUUGACUCUCAAGCGACAGCGCAAACUUGUUCCCUUGAGUAGAAAAGUGGAGAGAAGAGAGAAACGGAGAGAGGAAAAGGCCUUAGUAGCAGCUCAGCUUGACAAUGCAAUAGAAAAGGAGCUGUUGGAACGACUGAAGCAAGGCACGUAUGGCGAUAUCUACAAUUUUCCUGCCCAUGCUUUUGAAAAGGCAUUGGAUAAUCAAGAGCCAGAAAGUGAAACAGAUUCUGAAGAGGAAGAAGAGAAUGAAGAUGCCGAUGAUGGCCACAGAGAGUUUGUUGAAGCUGACAUCGAUGAAAGUGACCUUAGUGACUUUGAGGAAAUGAACAAACUCAAAGGAAGCAGUGAUGAAGAAGGGUCAAGUGAAGAGGAAGAGUCUGAGAUGGAGGAAGAAGCAGAGAAAGAGGCAGAGUGUUCAACCUCUAAAGCAAAGAAGUCAAAAGGCAAAGCACCAAUAAAGGGGCCAUUUAGAAAAAAGAGGGCUUAUGUGGAAAUUGAGUAUGAACAUGAAAUGGAACCAGCAGCGAAAGAGAGAGCCACCUGACCAAUCGGGGCUGUGUUACAGCACAUGCUUUUUAAAGACACUUUUGCCUUGGACUUCAGCUCUGGACAGGACAUGGGGAAACAUACAGUAUAGUUAACAUCUGUCUGCUUUUGUAUGAAGCAUCAUGUUCUACAUGCAGGGUGCUUGCCUGUAGAGCAGCUUUAUCAAUUUUACUCAAUUCUUCCAAAAUUAAACAUGGUUUUGGAAUGCC
Erpetoichthys calabaricus (reedfish) is the source of this 1282-nucleotide messenger RNA. RefSeq names its product MAK16 homolog (S. cerevisiae) (gene mak16). Gene Ontology annotation, biological process: maturation of LSU-rRNA; maturation of 5.8S rRNA. The record is from RefSeq and is a predicted model, not a curated record. The transcript is spliced from 10 exons. Lineage: Eukaryota; Metazoa; Chordata; Cladistia; Polypteriformes; Polypteridae. Gene Ontology annotation, cellular component: preribosome, large subunit precursor; nucleolus. The coding region runs from base 154 to 1071 and encodes 305 amino acids.